Molecule: messenger RNA, 1659 nt
Organism: Talaromyces stipitatus ATCC 10500
Lineage: Eukaryota; Fungi; Ascomycota; Eurotiomycetes; Eurotiales; Trichocomaceae
Product: proline oxidase, putative
Exons: 2
Coding region: 1-1659 (552 amino acids)
Cellular component (GO): mitochondrion
Molecular function (GO): FAD binding; proline dehydrogenase activity
Source: RefSeq, a predicted model, not a curated record
AUGUACUUUUCGAGGUCACCGCUGGCAUUGAGCCGCAGUCUAAGAAACAGAGUUGUGACGCAGAUUUGGUAUACUCAUAUUGCUACGUAUAGCACAUCAAGUCCUCGGCAUCAUGAUCAUGUCGGAAGUACCAGGCCAACGCCGACAGAUACAACAGCAAUUGAUAUCAAGGAGUCUACGAAGAUCAUAAAUGAAGGGGCAAAAGAAAGCUAUAACAAGACAGAUUCUACAUCAGCACUGUCAAUCCUACCAUUAAGCGCGGUCAUACGGACCUUGGCAAUUACAACGCUCACUUCUGUGCCGUUCUUGUUGGGUCCUGCUCUCGCUGCUCUUUCUGUGUUGGCUAACUCAAAGUCACGGAUCCUUGAUCCAAAUAAGAAUGUUAUUGUCAACGCUAUUCUGCGCAAGACGAUUUACUCGCAAUUCUGUGCUGGUGAGACGCCCACGGAGGUUCGGAAGACGAUUGCAGAUCUCAAACGGUUGGGAUUUGCAGGCGUGAUUUUAGGAUAUGGUAGGGAAGUCGUCAUGGAUGGGACUGAGACAUCGAUGUUUGAGCAUCAAUCCGGAAAAGAUGUUGCAGAACAAGAAACGUCUCAAAGCGAGCAGAACCUGCGAGAAAUUCAAGAAUGGAAGCAAGGCACAAUGCAAACAGUCGAUCUCGCCGAUGCAGGGGACUUUGUAGCUUUGAAGUUCACCGGUGCUGGCCGAGAGGCACUUCGACAUCUCGUUCAGGGGUUACCACCGUCUCCGAACCUGCAGGAAGCUAUUAAUGAGAUCUGCGACCGUGCCAAAGACCGCCAGAUCCUGCUUCUAUUUGACGCUGAGCAGCAUGCUGUUCAAAACACAAUUGAUUCUUGGGUUCUGGACUUACAACGGAGAUACAACAAAUUCUUCACCAUCCAGGGCAAGCCCCGAGCACUGAUAUACAACACAUAUCAAGCCUAUCGCCAAUCAACGCCAAAGACGCUAGCAAGCCAUCUCUCAAUUGCACAAAGGGAAUCGUUUGUGAUGGGCGUCAAGCUUGUCCGGGGCGCAUAUCUCAACAGCGAUCCUCGACGACUUUUCUGGACGACCAAACAGCAAACAGACGAUGCCUAUGACGCUAUUGCAAAGUGUCUCAUGACCAGGAAAUAUAACGAUCUCGUGGAGCCGGACCGAGGCUCGUCUUCUUGCGCCUUUCCUCAGGCCGAUCUAGUCCUGGCAAGCCAUAAUCGGGCGUCGGUUGACAAGGCCCGGGCUCUUCGCGAUGAACAGUCCAGACGAGGUGAGCCAUCGAUCCAGAUGGUCUAUGGACAGCUUCAAGGCAUGGCGGAUGAUAUUAGUUGCCCGCUCGUCCGACAGUCCAUGAUCACGGCAUCCCGAGGCCGGACAGGGGAAACCCCUAAACCGUACAAAUAUCUCGUCUGGGGCACUGUGGGAGAAUGUACCAAGUAUCUGCUUCGAAGAGGUCAUGAGAAUAGAGACGCGGCAUCAAGAACCAAGGAUACCCGGACGGCUAUGUGGAAGGAGCUGAAGCGGCGAGCCUGGAUGGGAGGGAUUUCGAGUCUCCGAGAAGCCACACAUUCUGAUCUCGUCAACAUUCACAUGUCAUCAACAUCUUUUAUCCCUCACCUGAUCAUGGCAUAUUUGAAGCUGCUUAGAUUCCGGCCCUGCAAGUAG